AUGUUAAAGGCCAAGAUUCAGGAUAAGAAAGGAAUGCCCCCUGAUCAGCAGAGACUGAUGCUUGCUGACAAGCAAUUGGAAGAUGGACAUACUUCGACCAACUAUGACAUUCAAAAGGAGUCUACUCUUCAUCUAGUGUUGAGACUUCAUGGUGGUGCUAAGAAAAGGAAGAAGAAGAAGGCUUACACCAUUCCCGAGAAGAAUAGGCAUGAGAGAAAGAAGUCUAAGCUGGCUGUCCUGACAUACUCUAAGGAGGAUAAGAAUGGCAAAAUUGGUUGCCUUUGUUGGGAGUGCCCUUCAGAUGAAUGUGGUGCUGGAGUUUUAUGGCCACUUUGA
Hyaena hyaena (striped hyena) is the source of this 336-nucleotide messenger RNA. Its product is annotated as ubiquitin-40S ribosomal protein S27a-like. The record is from RefSeq and is a predicted model, not a curated record. Gene Ontology annotation, cellular component: cytoplasm; nucleus. Lineage: Eukaryota; Metazoa; Chordata; Mammalia; Carnivora; Hyaenidae. Gene Ontology annotation, molecular function: ubiquitin protein ligase binding; protein tag activity. Gene Ontology annotation, biological process: modification-dependent protein catabolic process; protein ubiquitination. The transcript is spliced from 2 exons. Bases 1 to 336 code for a protein of 111 amino acids.